AACAGCAUGCAUAACACAGCACUAGUCCCAGUGGCUUAGAAAUGUGGGCAUCCUAAUCAGAAACAAUAUAAUCUGGGAUUCCUUGUUGCCAGCUCAAUUUAUAGGUGGUGAAAAAUAAUUGUUGGUGGAUGGCUCACAAAAAGGCUUUCUUUUAAAGGAGUCUGGAAUAGAGAGUACUAUAUAUUGCCAAUAACAUAGUAAGAAAAAGGAGACAUUAGGAAGCAGAAUUACUAGUUCCCUAACAACACCAUGGACUAUCUUAACUUUGACUUUGAUGAUGAUGAAGACGAGAAUGGCGAGAUGUCAGAAGGUAGCAUAUCUGCAGAGGUACAGUCUCUUGCUGAUGCCACUGACAAUGCAGAAGAGAAGACACGAGAAGACAGUUCUGACACAGAUCUUGAGAUAGAAGAUGCGGAGCGAUCAUUUGCAACAAUAAAGGGUGCAGAACUGUACACUGAAGCUUGCAAGCUGGUGGGAGUGGUUCCUGUCUCAUAUUUCAUUCGGAACAUGGAAGAGCCCAUUAUGAACCUAAACCAUCAUGGGCUGGGGCCUAAUGGAACCAAGGCCCUUGCCAUUGCUCUGGUUUCCAACACAACCAUCACUCACUUAGAGCUGGAGGAUAAUUGGAUUCUUGGUGAAGGAACCAGAUACCUGGUGCAGAUGCUGCGGGAAAACUGCUACAUCCAGGAGAUGAACAUUUCCAGGAAUCAUCUCAACACAGAUGGAGCUGAAGCUAUCUGCAGGAUGUUCUAUCAUAAUAUUUCUAACAUUCGUGCUAUUCGGCUUGCAGGGAACAACUUUAGAGAAGAAUCAGCAAUGUAUUUUUCUGAGUCAUUAAUGGCCAAUUACAGAGUGAUGGAGCUGGACCUCAGUCACAACGAAUUUGCUGAGAAGGGAGGAGAGCAGCUGGGACAAAUGCUAGCAAACAAUGAAUCACUAGAAAUUCUGGACCUGAGCUGGAAUCACCUGCGGAUGAAAGGGGCUGUAGCACUGAGUGCUGGCCUCAGGGCCAAUGGAUCCCUGAAGAUACUUAACCUCUCGUGGAAUGGCUUUGGCAAUGAGGGUGGUUUGGCCCUAGGAGAAGCCCUCAAGGUCAACAAUGUCCUCACUGAACUCGAUAUCAGCAGCAACCACAUCAACAAUGAAGGGACCAUGAAGCUGUGCAAAGGCUUAGAAGUCAAUGCGAGCCUUAGAAUCCUGAAGAUGUCUCAUAAUCCUAUGACAGUAGAGGGUGCUGUUGCCCUAGUCACAGCUAUCAGGAAGAAUCCAAAAUCCAGGAUGGAGGAGAUCAACAUCUCAAAUGUGCUGGUGAAUGAAGGCUUCAUUAAGCUGCUUGAUGUUGUCUGUGAGGUACGUCCUGAACUAGAUGUCAUCUAUGGAGGGGUUGGAGGGUACAUCGCCAAGAAGCCAGAACAGCGUCCAGAUGCUAUGAAGCUGAUUCAGAACUACUUAGAUGCAAACAAGUUGAGACUCUGGGACUUCUUUAAGAAUAUGGACAAGUAUGGCAACAUGAAGAUUCCUGUGGCAGAAUUUCGGAGAGCCAUGAUGCUGCAAUCAAAGAUCCCCCUGGACCGGCAGCAGAUCUCAGAACUUGUACGGAAACUGGACCAGGCUAGAACAGGUUAUGUGGACUACAGUCAUUUUAAAAUUCAGGAACCAGAAGAGAAGCCUAAGGAGGAGAAGGAAGAGGAAGAGCAGUAAGCAGGUCCAGAAGUCAGGUCAGCUGGUGACAGAUGGAAGGCAGAAAGUUAAGACAGCGCAUGCCUGGGGGUGGGCUGCCGAUGAGCCCUGGACCUAGAGAAGCUCUCUAGUAAAUCAAAGUUCUUAAUAUAGAACAAUAAAAAGUACUG
Molecule: messenger RNA, 1850 nt
Organism: Pogona vitticeps (central bearded dragon)
Lineage: Eukaryota; Metazoa; Chordata; Lepidosauria; Squamata; Agamidae
Gene: LRRC74A
Product: leucine rich repeat containing 74A
Molecular function (GO): calcium ion binding; protein binding
Source: RefSeq, a predicted model, not a curated record